AUGAGUUCUGACGAAACAGUUGGCCUUGGUGUGCGUGCACCAGAACGAAUUAAUGCUCCAUUUGAACGUGUUUGGGCAGUUAUGAUUGAUAAAGUCUAUAAUACAUCAAAGUAUUUGCCUGUUCAGGAUGUUAAAACAGAAGAUCGUUCACCAACACAUGUCUAUCGUGAAAUGGCAAUGUGCUCACAGCCAGACAAAAUCAUGAAAGAAGAUAUUUAUUUGGACAAAGACAGUGGUACUAUCAGAUUUGCUGUUAUUGGUGCAGAUGAAAUACAUAUUAAUAAAUUUCAUAAAAAUGCUGAUGAACAAGUACUUGAAUAUUGGAUGGAGAAUAGUAAAGGAGAACGAAUUCCAUGGAAUGCUCCUAAAAGUGCAGUCCUCAAGGCAAUGAAGAUGACAAAAGAUUUGGCUGAAAAAGAAACUGAAUAA
This is a messenger RNA of Adineta steineri, 429 nucleotides long. The record is from the annotation of a GenBank genome assembly. Lineage: Eukaryota; Metazoa; Rotifera; Eurotatoria; Adinetida; Adinetidae.